This is a messenger RNA of Adineta ricciae, 2649 nucleotides long. NCBI's taxonomy places the organism in Eukaryota, Metazoa, Rotifera, Eurotatoria, Adinetida, Adinetidae. The record is from the annotation of a GenBank genome assembly.
AUGGCCGCACAAGACCUCAUCAAUAUUCUCGAGCGAACAGCCACCGGAUCUCAAGCCGAUUUGGAGAAUGCCCGAAAUUUUCUUGCUAAAGCAGCCGAACAAAACUUGCCCGAACUGUUAAAACAACUUUCUGAUAUUUUAAAUACGACGACAAAUAAUCCAACAGCACGUACACAAGCAGCAUUGCAACUUAAAAAUGCACUCUAUUCACGAGAUAAUAUAGAAGCUUUUCGAGAACGAUGGCUUCGCAUACCCGACGAUAUCAGAGCACACGUGAAAAAUAACUGUUUCAAUGCUCUCGGUACCGAAACAUCCAAACCAUCACAAGCAGCUCAAUGCGUCGGUUAUAUCGCUUGUGCCGAAUUACCACGAGGCCAAUGGCGAGAUUUAAUCGAACGAUUGGUUGCUAAUGUGACAACGGUCGGUAGACCUGAUAAUAUCCGUGAAGCAAGUUUGGAAGCACUUGGUUAUAUAUGUCAAGAUAUUGAACAAAAGGUACUUGAACCUCAGAGUAAUGUUAUUCUAACUGCACUUGUGUAUGGCAUGCGUAAAGAAGAAACCAAUGAUCAUGUACGUCUUGCUGCAACAACAGCCAUGUUGAAUUCGUUGGAAUUUACCAAAAACAAUUUCCAAAAUGAUAGUGAACGACAUUACAUUAUGCAAGUUGUAUGCGAAGCCACACAAUCAACUAAUUUAAAGAUUCAAGUUGCAGCUUUGCAGAAUCUCGUUAGAAUUCUGAGCUUAUACUAUGACUACAUGGAAUACUACAUGGGUCCUGCAUUAUUUGCGAUUACUAUGGAUGCAAUGAAAUCUACCCAUGAUGAAAUAGCCUUGCAAGGUAUCGAAUUUUGGUCGAACGUCUGUGACGAGGAGUACGAAUUACAAUUAGAUCAACAAGAAGCACAGGAACAAAAUCGUCAACCAGAACGAGCAAGUCGUUACUAUGCACGCGGUGCAUUACCAUACUUAGUACCCGUUUUAUUACAACGUUUAACUAUGCAAGAAGAAGCAGAUGACGAUGACGAUUGGAAUCCAUGUAAAGCUGCUGGUGUCUGUUUGAUGUUAUUGGCUAAUUGUGCCGAAAACACAAUUAUUCAAUAUGUGUUUCCAUUUGUCAGUGAAAAUAUCAAACACGCCAAUUGGCAACAUCGUGAAGCAGCGGUCAUGGCGUUUGGUUCGAUGUUAGAAGGACCUGAUGUAGCAAGCAUAAAACCAAUUGCUGAACAAGCGGUACCAUUUUUGCUUGAAUUAUUACGCGAUCCAAAUGUUGCUGUACGUGAUACAACAGCGUGGACAAUUGGACGCAUUUUUGAAUUCGUUUCACAAGCUGUAAUGACUCCGGAAUUAAUUCGAGCGAUUGGCAAUGCAUUAGUCAACGGUUUGGGAGAUGUUCCACGUGUUGCAACGAAUAUUUGUUGGUCAUUUUCGAGCUUAGCUCGUGCUGCAUAUGAACAUGCUGAAUGUCCAGAUGAUGAUGAUACGCCAAAUACCUAUUUAUUGUCCCAAUUUUUCGAUGAAAUCGUUCACAAACUCAUUGAAACAACAGAUAGGCCAGAUGGUAACCAAUCUAAUUUACGUAAUGCCGCUUACGAAGCAUUGAUGGAAAUGAUUCGUCACAGUCCUAAAGAUUGCUACAGUACUGUUCAAAAGACCACAGUGACUGUACUUGAUCGAUUAAAUCGAGUCAUAUCAGUCGAAAGUCAUGCAGCUAAUCCAAAUGACAGAGUACAAAUUAGUGAUCUUCAAUCAUUACUUUGUGCGACACUUCAAAGCGUACUUCGCAAAAUGCAUCCAAAUGAUGCUCCACUCAUAUCAGAUCCAAUUAUGCAAGCUUUAUUACAAAUGCUCAAAGCAAGUAGUGGAAAGACAAGUGUUGUGCAAGAAGAUGCACUUGUCGCGAUCGGCACUCUAGUUGAAGUAUUGGGAGUCAAUUUUCUCAAAUACAUCGAUCAUGUUCUUCCAUUUCUUUAUGAAGCAUUAAAUAACCAUGCUGAAUAUCAGAUAUGCGCAGCUGCUGUUGGUGUUGUUGGAGAUUUAAGUCGCUCGUUACUCGAUAAAUUAGCUCCGUAUUGCGAUCUAAUAAUGACUCAUUUGCUUACUUGUCUCGGUGAUGAUAGAUUACAUCGUUCCGUCAAACCUCAAAUUUUAAGUACAUUCGGUGAUAUUGCUCUAGCCAUCGGUGGUUAUUUCAAAAAAUAUCUGGAACAUGUUUUAAAUACUCUUAGUCAGGCAUGUCGUGCUCAAGUUUCGAAAACAGAUUACGAUAUGAUCGAUUACCUGAAUGAACUACAUGAAGGUUGCUUAUCUGCAUACACGGGUAUUAUCCAAGGUCUCCGUAAUUCAGCAGCAACAACCGGUGAUUCUUCGGCUGCAUUAGCAGAAUUAGAAUUAGUCACGGCACAAUUACCAUUUAUAGUGCAAUUCAUUGAAACCAUAGCACGUGAUCAAAACAAAUCGGAUUCAAUCCUGGGUGCAGCUAUCGGUUUAAUUGGUGAUCUUGUUACAUCUUAUGGUCGACAGAUACUUCCGUAUGUUGAAAGAGAAGCAAUUGAGAAACUAUUAGUCGAAGGCAAACGAUCCAAAGUAAUGAAAACGAAAACGUUAGCAACAUGGGCAACGAAAGAAAUACGAAAGAUCAAAAACAAUUGA